Penaeus monodon (black tiger shrimp) is the source of this 1537-nucleotide messenger RNA. RefSeq lists its product as uncharacterized. Lineage: Eukaryota; Metazoa; Arthropoda; Malacostraca; Decapoda; Penaeidae. The record is from RefSeq and is a predicted model, not a curated record.
UUAGUCUAGUUCUCUCCAGGCCUUUCUAAGGAUGCAGCUACGAUUCCUCUUGUUCUGCUCAGCCGCCGCGCUUAUGGCUUGCUGUCGCCACGCAGAAGCACAGGAGCCACCAUGUUACGUCACUGACGAAGAUGUCACGUGCUCCGCCUCAGCGACCCUCCUGGUGAUGGAAGAUUUUCUGAAACAGCUCAGUAGCUCCAACGGCGUCACGGAAUACAACAAAUUCGGUUUGUACGACAACCAUGUGGUCCAGCACCUCUCCGCGGGUCUCCUCGCCGACCUCCAGUUCUCCGUGAUCGAGGUCAUGUCGUGCCCCAACCUGACGAAGGUCGACGACUUCCUGGGGGCCUCCAGCGCGUCCCUCAAGAACCUUUCGAUGCACCACAACUCGCUGACAGAAGUGCCUCAGCUGACUGCUCCAGCUCUCCAGAAUUUGCGGCUUUAUCAGACUGAUACUCGGGUCGUGGUGCAAAGAUCAGCCCUGCAAGGCAUGCCCAGCAUCCCUUGUUCCUUCCUUCAGGAAAUCAGGAUGGAAAGCGCCUCCGUGAUGCCUCUCGCCUUCUACGACCUCAAGCUCCUGAAGAACCUCUACGUGUACAACCUGGCGGCGGAUCCUCUUCUCCUCGCAGGCUCCUUCCACUUCAGCUCUCCGUCGCUCUCCUAUGUCUUCCUCGCCAGUGGACACGCUUUCACGGGCGAGGCAGAACCGGGGACUUACGACGGCUUUCCUAGCGGCUCUCGACUCUGGAUCCAGAAGACGCCGAAAUUCUCCGCAGACUUGUUCUUCAACUUGCUGAGUCGCGGCGCAUCUGUUGAGUCACCCGAGCCUGUGACCUGCGAUUGCCACGUUGCCUGGAUUCGCCUGUCAACUUUCAUGCCACAGGCGAAAGUAAGGUGCCAAACCAGCAUGUGGCCAAUUGAUCUGUCUGCCGUCGACGAGGCCAACUUUAAGGAUUGUGGCAGCAUAUGCAGUGUCUGAGUGGCACUUGAUACAAUUUUUUUUGGCUAUACCAGUGCUGAAUAUUGGAUUUUCAAAUGAAAGUUUCUCUCAGAUUUCAAUCUCAUGAAAACUAAGCAACAAAAAUAAAGAUCUAUCGUAAUUUUAUGGCUAUUCAAUUAAUCAUUUUUCUUAAUAGAUCUUUGCCCUUUAGAUCUAUUUGUAUUGUUAUUAAGAAUAAGCUUUAUGUUCACACUAGAACAGUUUUCCCUUCUGCUAUGUAAGUGUGCAUAAGAAAAGUGAUGAAAGAGUAACUCCUUUAUACAAAGUAUUAAAACGUAAAUACACCGAUGGCAUCAGUAACUUCUAACAUCAAUAAACUUGAAACUGACUUCAGUAAAUUUAACAUAAAAGUCUUAACUUCAGCGAAUAUUGGUAUCGAUAUAUUUCGACAUCAGUAAUCCCUAACAUCAAUAAAUCUUGACAUUAAUAAAUCUUAACACAUGUUUUUUUUUACGUCAGCGUCGUAGGAAUGUGAAUGAACUUAUCAGAGUAAAUGUGCAAAGAUAUUGUGGCAAUAAUUUUUUUGGAAAUGUGACA